Molecule: messenger RNA, 1817 nt
Organism: Musca vetustissima
Lineage: Eukaryota; Metazoa; Arthropoda; Insecta; Diptera; Muscidae
Gene: Ada2b
Product: transcriptional adapter 2B
Exons: 4
Coding region: 93-1817 (574 amino acids)
Biological process (GO): chromatin remodeling; regulation of transcription by RNA polymerase II
Cellular component (GO): nucleus; SAGA-type complex
Molecular function (GO): transcription coactivator activity; chromatin binding; zinc ion binding
Source: RefSeq, a predicted model, not a curated record
CCAAUAUGGCGGGUGCGUAAGAAUCUCUUUUCAAGAAUUCAGCAAAAUUAACUCAAAGUUUUACAAAAUUAGUGACAUUUUAACAUUGCAAAAUGACUACCAUUGCAGAUUUAUUCACCAAAUAUAAUUGUACAAAUUGCCAAGAUGAUAUUCAGGGAAUACGUGUGCAUUGUGCUGAAUGCGAAAACUUUGAUUUAUGCCUGCAGUGUUUUGCAGCGGGAGCAGAGAUUGGCUCUCAUUUAAACAGUCAUGCAUAUCAGUUCAUGGAUACGGGGACGGCGAUUUUAUCGGUGUUCCGGGGUAAAGGUGCCUGGACUGCAAGGGAAGAAAUACGCUUACUUGAUGCUAUUGAGCAGUACGGUUUUGGCAAUUGGGAAGACAUCAGUAGGCACAUUGAGACCAAAUCAGCUGAGGACGCCAAAGAAGAAUACGUCAAUAAAUUUGUAAAUGGUACAAUUGGACGCCAUACUUGGACUCCAGCGCAGGCUCAACGUCCAACAUUAAUCGACCACACUAGUGACGAUAAUGGACCAUUAGGCGCAUUAGCUCUGCAACGAUUACCGCCAUUGGACAUUACACAGGAAGAAGCAGCUCAGUUAGGAUACAUGCCAAAUCGUGACAGUUUUGAACGGGAAUAUGAUUUUACGGCAGAACAAUUAAUUUCGAAGAUGUCAUUGAAUGCCGAUGACACAGAAGCGGAUUAUUUACUUAAACUGUCACACGUCGAUCUGUAUACAAGACGACUUAGAGAACGUGUUCGUCGCAAGCGCUUGGUUCGCGACUAUCAACUUGUAGCAAAUUUCUUUCGUAAUCGCAACUAUGCUCAGCAUCCAGGGUUAACAAAAGAGCAGAAGGAGUUUAGAGAUCGUUUCCGGGUCUAUGCACAAUUUUACACCUCCGAUGAAUAUGAACGCUUGUUAAAUUCAUUGGAACGUGAAAAAGAGCUACGCAUUCGAUUAUCGGAACUGUGUCGGUAUCGCUACAAUGGUUUGACUAAGAUUGAUGAAUGUCGUCACUUCGAGCAACAUGCCGCCAUGGCAAAUCGAUCAACCGGACCGUAUGGUCACGGAAAGACUGACAAUCUCAACACUGGAAAUCCGCGGCAGCCAGGCUAUUCCUUGCACUCCCCACAACACAACAACCGAAAACUCGAACUGCCAAACGCAAACGAAAGUCCAAAUUCCAUCGUGCAAAGCAACAUGCCCCACACAGGAGACCAGAUCUCUUACGCCGUAUCAUCGCACAACAAAAACUACUUGGAUAGCUAUCGGGUAUCACCGGCACAUACGACGACAUCGAUGACGCCGGGUGCAGGAAUGAAUUCAAUGUCAACACCAACGUCAUUAACACCGUUAAUGAAAUCUCAGCUGAAUACGAAUCCGCCUCACCUGCAGCAGUUGCUCACAGUGUCAGUGAAAAAUCCACCCCAACUACAAGUAAACGACGUCGCCAUAAUACAAAGUCAGAACGCCGAAAAAGCACAACUUCAACAAUUGGAGAUUCAAGGCAGUGUGAUGACAACAACACCCUCAAACGCCCCAAAAGGUCAUCAAUUAACUCCUACCUCAGCUAUGCCGAUGAGUAGUAUUUUAAGAGCUCAAUUGGAAGAACUGAAACAACUACCACAACCGCUGGGGACGCACCUAUUGUCGAGUAACGAACAACAAAUAUGCAAUUUAUUUAAUUUGCCACCUACAUCGUAUCUUUCCCUAAAAACUCUUCUUCUAAGCGGUGCUCCAGUCACUUCAUCCAAUCUUUCUCCAGUUGAAAGUUCAAUUAGAAAAUAUUUUAUAAAAGUUGGUUGGUUGAGCCAUUGA